This is a messenger RNA of Lindgomyces ingoldianus, 624 nucleotides long. RefSeq lists its product as uncharacterized. The coding region runs from base 40 to 339 and encodes 99 amino acids. NCBI's taxonomy places the organism in Eukaryota, Fungi, Ascomycota, Dothideomycetes, Pleosporales, Lindgomycetaceae. The transcript has 2 exons. The record is from RefSeq and is a predicted model, not a curated record.
CCGCCACCUCCACGACCGCACACAUCGAGCCUCUUUACUAUGUCGGGCGAGCAGACCCGGCAGAAUGAAGACACUAGGGGUGUCCACCAAGAACCGGACUUUGCCCAGGCAUUUAAAGACCUCGCAAGAGGCGAACGAGCUGCUGCCGCUUUAGAGAAUCACCUAGACACAUUGGAGAAGAAGAUUGAGGAGCUCCUGGCGAAAGCGGACGAAGAGGAACGAAAAUGUAAGGAACAGUCCAAGCCGUCUGCCUCCAACAGCGACCCAUCUUCGACGAAUCGUGAAGGCAGUGGCUCAACAAAAAAUGGCGCACUUCAAGCCAGAAAGGUGCUGGAAUAACCAGUAGCCAUCUGUGAAGACGUAAUGACAAGAAAGGGAUAGACGGUUACAGGUCUCUCAGAGUUAAUAGUCGUUCGGGAUUCACGACGCUCACGAUUGCAAUGAAUAAAAACAUCGAGGAAGGGUUAUAUGUGUCCCAGGACCUCACCCACACCAACUCUGCCUAGGAUUAUACGGUGCAAUGGACGAUGGACGUAUUAGAAGGUUGGAGAUGUGCUAUACCCCUCCAAUCGUUGAAGACUUGUCCUUCAGACCCUCACUCUUGAAAACUUGCUCAAGGUGGAA